CUUGAAUUACAAAUUUCCUUCCGGAAACUGACAUAUUUCCAACUAGCAAUGCCCAGUUCUCUACAUAUUUAAGAGCCAACGGGUGUUGUCCUCUUGUUAACUAUAACUCAAGCCCAAGCUCUAUACUAGCGAAUAAAUAUUUGCCUGACAGACUACCAAGCCCAAGCAAAUAGUGGCGGCUUCUGUGCCAGACCCAGACAGUGUCCAGCAAUCCGCGUCAAUUCCACGCAAAACUGAGUAACUUGACACGAUCUCUUCCAAAAUACUGCGAGGACACAAGAAGCGGUUGUUUCCUAUAAUCCAUAGCACGAAGCCGUUCGUAAUCGGGCACGCCCGCUACUUGAAGAACAAGCCGCAACCUCCCACAUCCUGAACAGCCACAACCACCGCUACAACCAUGUCCCGUCACCACCCCGAUCUCGUAAUGUGCCGCAAGCAAACCGGAAUUGCCAUCGGCCGUCUCUGCGAUAAAUGCGACGGUAAAUGUCCGGUCUGCGACUCGUACGUGCGGCCCACUACCCUCGUACGCAUCUGCGAUGAAUGUUCUUUCGGCAACUACCAGAACAAGUGCAUCGUAUGUGGCGGGGAGGGGAUUAGUGACGCCUUUUACUGUUUCGAGUGUACUCGAUUGGAGAAGGAUCGCGAUGGGUGCCCGAAGAUUAUCAACCUGGGUAGUUCGAGGACGGAUUUGUUUUUCCAGCGGAAACAGCAUCGGGCAGGGGUAUCUUGAUGGGGCGUAUCUGAGCUACGGGUUUUGGGUUUAAUGGGAAUGAUGAAACCUGUCCUUUCUUGGGGAGAGCAGAGAGAGAGGUAGUGAGAUAUUGGAAAGGGGCAGAGAAAAGAAGAAGGCGUUCAAUUAUUUAUGUUGACCGUUUAUUGAUUUUGAUUCACGAAUUUUAACGGGAUAUCGAGCUUGCGACGGCGUCCAGGCUACGGGUUUUACAAAUACCAAAAGGAUCUUAGAUUUCUAGAGGGUGCGGAACUGGCUACGAUAUAUAGGGGGAUACCGGAGAGCAAUAAUAAGAAAAAGACAUUCUGACAAUAGCAAUAUCCGACGAUUCUUGAAAUUGGAACAGCACCCUGGACUCGUGAUCAGACCAGCUUAGACCAAUCCUGAGAAACGGGACCAAUUCAAGGGCGGCAGACAUCAAACCUUUCACCGGCCGGGUCUCUUGGGUCUUGCAAAUGUUUGUCGAACCUCUUCCUUUCGUGGAUUGACUUGUUCCGCAAGGCUUCCAGGUGUGAUAUCUGUGGGUUCCGAUGCCUCAAUCUGAGAGAAAAACCCCGCGAAAUUAGCGUUUGCACACGAAAGUAACGCCCUCAUUAUUCUUCACAUGGAUCAUAGGUACCUUAUGCGCAACUUCUACACCCUGUAGAACAGCAAGCUUCACCACGUCAUUCCGCGAGCUAGCGUGCAAUAGGCGCUCCUUGAUUACGGAACCAGAUGGGCAGGUGUAUAUGAAGAUGACUGCUUUGGGGUCCGGAUAGUAAUAAAAUGUGUACUGGGCCUUCGAGUCUGAAAUCAGGUUUGAUAUGGAAUCAGGUUCGACAUUCGACUCAGUGGAGAUUAGAGUGAGAGUUUCGGUUGGCACGUCAAUAGUCUGUAUAUUAUAGCACAAAAGCAAAUUAGAUUAGCAUAAUGGAAUAGUCAGCACGCCAUGUCUUGAUUCCAAGAAGUGUGGCCACUUUACGACUCCCAUGGCCAUCGAUUAGGAGGUCAGACAGUAGGACAAUAGGAUAGGAAAACAACUCACCAACCGG
Molecule: messenger RNA, 1761 nt
Organism: Blastomyces dermatitidis ER-3
Lineage: Eukaryota; Fungi; Ascomycota; Eurotiomycetes; Onygenales; Ajellomycetaceae
Product: pre-mRNA splicing factor ini1
Exons: 1
Coding region: 398-730 (110 amino acids)
Biological process (GO): mRNA splicing, via spliceosome
Cellular component (GO): precatalytic spliceosome; catalytic step 2 spliceosome; U2 snRNP
Source: RefSeq, a predicted model, not a curated record